Molecule: messenger RNA, 1029 nt
Organism: Colletotrichum orchidophilum
Lineage: Eukaryota; Fungi; Ascomycota; Sordariomycetes; Glomerellales; Glomerellaceae
Exons: 1
Coding region: 1-1029 (342 amino acids)
Biological process (GO): protein prenylation
Cellular component (GO): cytoplasm
Molecular function (GO): protein prenyltransferase activity
Source: RefSeq, a predicted model, not a curated record
AUGUCGAGAGCUCUAAACAAACAUAUCAUCUCUGCUCUGAAGCAAGGCGACCAUGAGAAAAUAUUCAACGACAUUUCCGGGCUCUUGAUGCAGUCGAAAGAUGAUGGUCUCUUCGAAAUUGAAAUCCUCGGCCAAGGUCAUCCCAUGGGGCUGGACGAGAACUUUCUGCGAGACGAAAAUGCGGUUGCGAUUCCCAAGCUACGCAUUGUGCAGGCCUUUCUAUUCGCCAGGCAAAUCUUUCAGAAGCACUUGACCGAUGGUUCUGUGGGACGUGAUCAGUUGAUGGCUGCAACAAGCGUUCUGCUUCUGAUGGACCCUGAACACCUCUCAGCCGCCAACACCAGGAAGCGUCUUCUUUGUGACGCGAUCUCUACGCGUGACACCGUAAAGACGUAUUUAGCACGGGAGAAGUGGUUUGUGGAUAGUCUUCUCACCAGCCGACUGCAUCGACACACAAAGUCACCAACGUUGUGGAGCCACCGACGCUGGCUCUCGGAGAGAUACCAUGAUGCCGGGCUUCCUGUUGUGGUCCAGCAGGACAUCGAAACGGUCGUCAUGAUGGCUGGCGAGCGACAUCCGCGUAACUAUUAUGCAUGGACUCAUGCACGCUGGUUGACAAAGACAUACCUGGUUGUUCCAGAGCCCGACGUGCUUGUGCCACUAAUCCAGAGUGUCAAAAAGUGGUCUUUUAGACAUCAAUCCGAUAUUUCUGGCUGGGCUUUCCUCGCUCAUUUGUUGGAUAGACUGGGGAAAGACGACAGAGAGACAGCCUCAUUGGUUUUCAAUGAGGCUCUGGGUCUGGCAGAAUCUCUCCGGUGGUACAACGAGUCAGUCUGGUGGUUCCUACGCACCAUUGCAUCUUGGCCAGAACUGGGACAAAUCGAUAGGGAUAAUUUCGCGAGUGUUCAAGAAAGGCUGGUAGCGACCAGUGCCGAAGACUCUCACGAAGACAUAGUGCUGAGAACAGCACGGGCAUGGUGGGAUGUGUACGGGACAAAUGGCAAAGGAGCCUUUCCUGAAAACUUGUGA